Molecule: messenger RNA, 14500 nt
Organism: Dunckerocampus dactyliophorus (ringed pipefish)
Lineage: Eukaryota; Metazoa; Chordata; Actinopteri; Syngnathiformes; Syngnathidae
Gene: zzef1
Product: zinc finger, ZZ-type with EF hand domain 1
Exons: 54
Coding region: 149-9202 (3017 amino acids)
Biological process (GO): protein ubiquitination; regulation of synaptic plasticity
Cellular component (GO): postsynapse
Molecular function (GO): ubiquitin-like protein ligase activity; calcium ion binding; zinc ion binding
Source: RefSeq, a predicted model, not a curated record
CGACGUUUCAGGCAAGCCGACGUACCGUACGUCAAUGCGGUAGUAGUGUAGUUUAGGGAUCUCUGUGUAUUAUCCUCUACAAUCGCCCCAGAACUGCCUUUCUGCUAGCCGCGACACAUUUUUUCGGUGAAGUGCCAUUCAAACAGUCAUGGGGAACGCAGAGAGCGGCUGCGGUGGAGGCAGCGGCGACGACGAAGACGUAGAAACGGGGAGCCCCGCUCUGGCGGAAGACAGUCCGGCCUCUGCGGCCACAGGCGUCGGAGGAACGGGUCCUGGGAGAGGCGGAAGAGCACCGAAGAAUGUCGCCGUGCCCACCGGUGGACCGCCGAGCCCCGCUGUCCUCUUCGAACAAGUGAAACUAAGAGAAGCGGCGGCCCGUAUUAGCGACUCGGGAGUCGUCAUCCGGGAGUCUGUCCUGGCAGGGAACGAAGGAGUGCUGGUCCGGUGGCUGGAGGAGCGGCUAAACCGAGGAGAAGAGUCUGUCAAUGUUGAACAGUUUUGUGAGAUGUUGGAGAGCAGAGAUGCCCCGAGAGACGAGUGUGAAGAGGCCUUUGGACAGUUUGAUGCAGAAGGGGACGGGGUGGUGGAUGUAGAGAGCAUGCUGAUUACUCUUAAGAAUUCCAAUGGCGCUAAUCUGCGGGGAGAGCUGAGUCAUGUAAUAAGACAGCUGCAGGCGUGCUCCCUAACCCCAGGUUUUGUUGACAUUUUCUCCAAGACCAAAGACCGGUUGGGAUCGCAUGCCUUCAAGAUCCUGAAAUUCUUGCACAGGAAUCACAUUCCCAGCAGUGCCAUCCCUUUCCCCAUUUUAGAGGGCUACAACAGUAUCUGCACCAUGAGGUCUAGCGUCAUCCAGGACUUCCUAGAGUUCCUCCUGCAAAAGGAAAAAGAUCUGGAUAUUCAGUACAGAGCAGAGCUGGACCGUGACCCAGAAGUGGACAAGGUCAAGGUGGUCACACAGUGCUACAGCUCAAUCGAAGCAUCAUCCAACGUUGCUGAUGUUUACAAGAUGACAAACGGAGAAACGUCGUCAUUCUGGCAGUCUGACGGCAGUGCACGCUCGCACUGGAUAAGAUUGAAACUGAAACCAGAGUUGGUUUUGAGGCGUCUGGCCAUUGCCGUGGCGGCCAAUGACCACAGCUACAUGCCUCAGCUGGUCUCAGUCAUGGUGGGCAAAAAUCGCCAUUCCCUGCACAAGAUCAGAGAUAUCCGCAUUCCCAGCAAUGUGACGGGCUACGUUGCACUCUUGGAGAAUGCCAACAUCACGCACCCCUACAUCCAAAUUAACAUCAAGCGGUGCCUGAGCGAUGGCUGCGAUACACGGAUUCAUGGUUUGAAGACACUGGGCUAUCAGAUUACCAAGAAUAAAGAGGUGUCUGUCUCGGACGCUUCGGCCAUCUGGUACCUGUCUCUCCUCACCUCCUUGGUCACUGCCUCGAUGGAGACCAACCCUGCGCUGGCACAGACUGUACUUCAGAGCACUCAGAAAGCGUUACAACACAUGCCACCAUUGUCCCUGACGCCAUCGUCCACCGAUUUCCCCAAGUUCUUCUCUUUGAACAUCCUCGAGGAGGUGGACGCAUUUCUCCUGAGGAUAGCUGACUGCUGUGUGAGUCCUGAUGCCGAGCUGACCCUCCUCGCCUUCGCUCUGGCCAGAGGCAGCGUGGCCAAAGUGCUCCAAGCCCUUUGCUGCAUCAGUGAUCACUUACAGACGGAAUACAAGGCCUCCUCCCUCAUCCUUUCAAUGGCCUCCGUCAGGCUACAGCUGCUCUAUCGAAACGGGAAGCCUCUUCAGCUGCACUUACAGGCCUGCGAUGUAAAGAGUAAAGAGGAGAAAUCGGGACCAGAGAACAUGUUUACAGAAUCCUCCACUGGAGACGGUUUUCUCACUGAAAGUGGCAAGAAGAAAGCCAGCGUGAUCCUGUCCACCGAGGACCACGCCAAUUUUCAGGUCACUCAAAUGAAGAUAAAUGUGCGAAAAGGGGCCAUUGGAGCAAAAUGUGGCUUGGUGUUUGCUUACAAGGACGAAGAACCCUUUGACGCAGAAAAGCAUUUCAAGAGGUUCAGCAAGUACGAUGCGUGGGACUACAAGGACUACAAAGUGUUUGUGCAAGACAAUGUGAGGAUUCCAGCACUGUCCGAGGAUGAUCCCAUUGGUUGGUUUGAGGUGGAGGAGGACUGGAAUGAUGUGGAGCUCAAGCUGCAGCAGUGUCGUGUCGCAAAGUUUCUGAUGGUCAAGUUCCUGUGCACCAGGCAGGACACUGCUGAGCGCCUCGGGGUGCAGUCGCUCAGCUUCAGUGGCUACUCGUGUGUUGAAACGGAGAAGCUGGGAGACCUUGAUGACCUUAGCUCUGAGGGAGAGCACUGCAAGCACGAUGCUGUCACUGGCCUUUGUCUUCUGAACAAGACUUUGUUCUUCAUUCAACAGCUGACACGGGAUUUGGAUACCUCUCACUUAAAGUUAAAGUAUCUUCUGGACUUUACUGGGCUUAAACUGGACCUCUUCUGGAGCUUCUACAGUAAACUGAUGGUGAUUGAGGGAGAAGAGGUGUUGAGGAGUCGAAUCCAUCUACUUCAGUUGCUGCAGAACUGCUUCCCCAUGCUGCCCGGCCCUUCGCCCGCUCGGCCCCCAGAGGCGAGUGGCGCAACGGUUGAUCCAGCAGCAGACGGACCAUCCACAUCCAGCAGCGUGGAGCCCGUCAGUGAUUCUGUCAGGGCGGUUCAGGAGCUUUACUCUCACCUCUGCCACAUCGUGAAUGAGCCUGAGGGGGAGACGUUAGUGGAAAAAGCCUUGCGCAAGGAGGCUGUGAAGGCCAUUCUUACUGGAGCAGCCGUUUUCUUCCCUGAUAAACACAUCAGGCGGGACAAACUCUUCAACAUGAUGAAAAAUAUCACAGAAGAUCAGCUGCCGUCAGUCAGAGUGACAUUUGAGUCGCUGUGUAAUUACUUCAGUGACCAGGAUCCCAGUGGCCUUCUCCUGCUCCCACCUAAAGGCGCUCACGCAGACUUCGACGUCAACACAAGUCUAGGAGUAAUGGAGACACUGCUGCAGGUGGCAAGACGAGAGUGUGAGGUUAUGAUGGUGGAUGAAAGUGGUGGAUCCAGUAGAGCAGUGUUGCUGUCCUUGUUCUGGGCUCUGCAAGGUAGCCUCCUCUCUUGGUGCUACCUCCAACUCAAAGGAAGCGCCUCCACUGCUGCUACCAUGGAGCUGGUCAGAGACAUGCUACUACAAUAUGUGAAUCUGUUCUUGGCAAGUAUUAAAGGCAUACUCGCUUCACUGCUGGAGAAGUACACUGGCACUGAGAUUACCAACAAGCUAGGCAACUCCAUCUUUGCCACAGUCUUCAGACAGCUGCUCGUUUUCCUCCUGGAACUUUGCUCUUUGGACAUUCCUCACUGUCUGCUGCUCAAGAGCUUCUCAUCUCUGAUCGAACUCCUCAAAAGUCUAUCCAGUGGCACAGGAAACAUCUUUUCAAAGGUGGACCAAGAGAGCUGGCACCAGCCUCAACAGCCUGUGGUGCUGAGGACCUGGACCAUGGAGUCCUCUCAUAACUAUGAAGACAGCCGGCAUGAGACCAGCAUCUUCGCCUGCCCUGGUGCUACUUGCUUUGAAGUAGAGUUUGAUGAACGCUGUGAGACAGAGAAGAGGUAUGACUACCUAGAAUUCACCGACUCCAGGGGUGGGAAGUUUCGCUAUGACAUGAAGGUUGGAACUGAGAAGUGGCCAAAGAAGGUAACGUUUGACACGGGCCCUCAGCUUCAGUUCCUCUUCCACUCUGACAGCAGCAAUAAUGAGUGGGGUUACAAGUUCACUGUCACAGCCAUGGGUCUACCGGACAUCACCAUUUCAUGGAUGUCUGACCUGCAGCUGCUUGUGGCUCGCCUAAUGGGGCGUCUUGCCUCCAGAACCCUGGCGCUCAAGUCACCUCAUGAGGUGCGCUCUGUGAAAGAGCUUCCGCCUUGGAAAGUGUCUCAUGUUCAGUCUUCACCUCUGUGGAAACCCAUUCUCAGGCACGGGUUGUGUGAGUCAAGGGACACAGAUCAGAACAAAUCAGUUCAGAUUAAUACCUAUAAACUUGAUGACGUAAUGAGGUUCCUGGAGAACUUUGCCCGAUGGAACCCCUCCCAAAAGCCGACAGACACUGGAACAGAACUGUUGAGAAUCCUUGUGCAGGGCUGCAGAAAGCAGGCAGUGAGGAAUGAGAUCGCCACCGGGUCAAUGACAGACCAUGCGGUGAAUGCCAUUUGGGCAGCCAUGGUCUACCAUACACCUGCCCUCAUCCAUGCCCUGAAGACCUACGUCAAUCAAGAAUGCAAGUCCUGUUUCAGUGAGGACUUUGUGCAGGUGUAUUCACUGGCAGACAGCAUCAGAACAUGGAUGUUGGAGAUGAAGCAGAGAUACAUUGUGGGCAAAAUGAAUGCUCCCGAUGAGAAGGAAGAAGGUCCUGAUGAGGUCACUAUGGAGACACUAGCUGAGAUGUGCAUUGAAAAGUCCCUCCUGCUCUUCAGUUUUUCUCCUUGUGGCAUGCUGUGCACAGACUGUGAUUCGUCCAAAACUGCAGAGGGCAGCAGUGAUCCUCUUCACUGCCCUAGCUCAAUCUCUGAAGAUGAUUUCCAGGCCGGCUCCUCGCUUGAGCAUCCGACGGUGUCUGCAGACAACGUCGGGGCCAAGCCAGGACAGAGCCAACUUCCCAGUGUCCCGAUCCCUUCAUGCGUGCACUGCAAGUCAGGCCACAAAGGCUCCACAGAGAGCCUCUCAUCCUGGGGAGCCGGCAGUCCAGCCUCUCCUUCUGCCUUAUCCCAUAAAGCCUCAUUCAGCCGAGCACGGCUGCGCCUCCUCUCAUGCCGCUCGAUAGAAGAACCGUGCGCGACCCCCUCUAUCAAGGAUCGCUACCUAGUUCUCAAACACAUACUGAACUUCAUCAAGGACAAUGCUCUCACAACAGCAAACAUCCUGCAGACCCUGUCGCUGAACAAAGCUCAGGCUGUUAGUGUGUGCAAAGUCCUGGAGAUCGUUCAAGAGUGUUUGCAUUCCCUGGGAAAGCCGCACCUUUUCCAAGCCCCCUGCAUCCUGUUUCUACAGGAACUGUUGACAUGUCAGAAAGACUUCACCAGUUAUUUCUCUCAGUUGUCAGACAGUGAGCGAGAGCUUGGGGAACAAGUGCGACGGUCCUACCAUCAGCUGAUCCUAAUCCUGGUGGAGGCAGUCCAAGGUUUUAGUAGUCUCAAUGAAAAAACUCUUCUACCAGCCCUGUCUUGUGUGCAAACCUGCUUGUUGCACCUCCUAGACAUGAAUUGGGAUGUGCACGACCUUCCUCUGUUUCUGAACAUCAAGCUUCCUGAGCUCCUACUAAGCAUGUCCCAGGAGAACAUUAGUGUUCAUGACAUUGCCAUCAGUCAGUGGACAGAAGAGGAUGAAAUUGCAGACUACAAAAAGAACCAGGAGUGGAUGGACGAGUGUAUGGAUGGAAUGUUUGAAAAGUGGUAUGACAAAAUCGAUGAAGAGGACUCCAUGGAGGACAGACGAAAGAUGCACAUGUUUAUUGCACGUCAUUGUGACCUGCUCAAUGUUGUGAUCUCCUGUGACGGCUGUGAGAGGAUGGCACCUUGGCACCGCUACCGGUGUCUGCAGUGCAUGGAUAUGGACCUCUGCAAGACCUGCUUUCUUAGUGGUGCCAAGCCUGAAGGCCAUGAGGAUGACCACGAGAUGGUAAACAUGGAGUAUGCCUGUGACCAUUGCCAGGGCCUCAUUGUAGGCAGCAGGAUCAACUGUAACGUGUGUGAAGACUUUGACUUGUGCUUUGGUUGUUACAAUGCAAAGAAAUACCCUGACAGCCACCUGCCCACCCAUCGCAUCACAGUUUACCCCAUGGUGACCAUUAGAAUAAGUGACCGCCAUCGCUUGAUCCAACCGUACGUCCACAACUACUCCUGGCUUCUGUUUGCUGCUUUGGCCCUCUACACGUCUUCAGAAGUGAGCAUUAAGAAGCAGAUAGAGGGCGAAUCUCUAGACAGUAUCGCCUUGAGUCAGGCCUCAGCCUUGCAGACGUGCUGCUCCAAGCUCAUCACCGAUUGCUUGCUCAAGGGCCAGACGAGAAAAGGUCUACGUUCCUCAGCCUUGCUCAGUCUGCUAUUGUCCAAUGAAUCAGCCUCCGACAGUGAGCUCUGUCCAGUCUCUCCGGGGUCCUCUCAAGAGAUCAGCACCACCACCGAUACCUCAUCUCUUCCUGGUAGCACUGCAGCAGUCUGCUCCCCUUCUUCACCUAAAGACAAGAGUAAGCCAUCGGGAAAAGACCAAAAGCCAAAGGAGGUGAGCUCCCCUCCUUCAGAAAUGUUUUUACCACCAAGAACAACAGAAAUCGAGAAAAGGAAGCUCGUUACCCAAGAUACUUUGGAGUCAAUCAGCGUGUCCAGCGAGGACCCCCUCUCCCCGGUGAUCAGACCUUCAGAGUCUAGUCCAGCAGUCACCUCUCCAGCAUCAGACACUGUAAAGGAAACAGAUGACCGACUCCCCAAGGUUCCCCUCCAGGAGCAUGUCUUUUCAGAGUGCUCCAGGGAGAGGAUCCUUGGGCUUUUAGCAGCCAUGCUGCCACCAGUCAAGCCAGGGAGCACUCUGUGUCUGCCAAGCGUAAGCGCCAUCCUGCACCAGCUUUUCAGGGCCGUCAUUUCCAAUGCUGGUUCUCUUAACGAGACAUACCACCUCACCCUGGGCCUACUGGGCCAGUUGCUGAUGCGAAUCCCUCCGAUUGAGGCUGACUGUGCUGUUACUGAGGCCCUGACGGACAAAUAUGAGCUGCUAACGCAGGGAGAGGCAGCCAUUUCAGACACUAAUGGCUGGAAGACUAUCCAGUUGCUCUUCUGCUUGGGAGCUGUUUGUUUAGACAGUCGUAUUGGUCUGGAUUGGGCUUGCACAGUGGCAGAUAUUUUGCACAAUCUGAACACUUGUCCUGAGUGGAGCACCGUCAUUGCUGCCUUCACUGACCAUUGCAUUCUACAGCUGCCACAAACACUCAAACGUACCAACCUCUUCACCCUGCUGGUGUUAGUGGGAUUCCCAGAGGUGCUGUGCGUUGGCACACAGACCGUGUUUAUUGACAACGCUAAUGAACACCACAACAUGAUCUUGCUCAAACAUUUUACUGAAACAAACCAAGCGGCUGUGGUGGACAUCAAGACACGCAAGAGAAAAACAGUGAAGGACUACCAACUCAUCCAGUCUCAGGAUUCGACAGCAUGCCUUCCAGGGCAGGCAGAGAGCCAAUGCUCUCCUAAGACGCUGCUCAGCCGCUACCUGGCCAACUUCAUCUCCAUCAUCUGCCACCUGCUGCAGACCAGCCAGGAAAAUGGUUCUCCUGAUGCUGUGGAGGCAUCUUGGGUUCUCUCUUUGGCACUGAAAGGCCUCUACAACACAAUAAAAAACAUCGGCGUGGCGCAAGCUCAGGAAGCUGUCCGGCAGUCGGGAUUGACCCAGCUGCUCGUGAGGAAGUGCAGCAAGGGGACGGGUUUCAGCAAGCUGUGGUUGUUGCGAGAUCUAGAAAUUCUCUCCAUCAUGCUGUAUUCCUCUAAGCGGGAAAUACAUUCCAUGGCUCAGGACCCCGAGCGGGACCAAAGAGAGCAGGACAAAGAGCACGACUCGGAUCACUCGAGCAGUAUCGCUGACGACACUGAUGUCAACAAGCCUGAUCCACUAGAUGGUCUUGACGAAGAGACUAAGAUUUGCUUUCAGAUUACCCAUGAUGCCUUAAAUGCUCCUCUACCCAUUCUACGAGCCAUGUAUGAGUUACAGAUGAAGAAAACGGACUCCUUCUUCCUGGAGGUGCAGAAAAGAUUUGAUGGAGAGGAGAUAAAAACAGAUGAGACAAUCCGCACUUUAGCUCAGAAAUGGCAGCCAACCAGACGGCCUCACUCGGAGGAGAGAAACAUCAAGGCUGUCGACACUGAUAUGAUUGUGGCAGCCUGCAUUUCUAAGCCCAGUCAAUGUGACAAGGCCACAGAGGAGAUCAACAUAGUGACACAGAGACUCAUCACCAACUCAGAGAGCGACUUGCAGCUCAGCUACGCCAAACAACGACGCACAAAAAGCUCAGCCUUGCUGCACAAAGAGCUGGAUGUUCGCAGCAAUCGGGCAGUUGGUCAGUACUUGGUAAAGGUCAACCAUGCCAUCGCCACGCUGUAUGCCCGCCAUGUGCUAGCGGCCCUGCUGGCCGAUUGGCCUGCCGAGGCGCCGUUGAGCGAGGAGGCCUUGGAACUGAACGGUGCAUCUCACAUGGCCUACAUCCUGGAUAUGUUAAUGCAGCUGGAGGAGCGGCCGCUGUGGGAGAAGAUUCUCCAGAGGGUCUUGAAAGGCUGCAGCCAAAGUAUGUUGUGCAGCCUGUGCCUCACUGCCUGUCAGUUCAUGGAAGAGCCAGGCAUGGCCGUGCAGGUCAGAGAAUCCAAACACCCAUACGACAACAACACUAACUUUGAGGACAAGGUGCACAUCCCAGGGGCCAUUUACUUGUCCGUAAAAUUUGAUUCCCGCUGCCACACAGAGGAAGGUUGUGAUGAAUUUAUCAUGUCCAGCAGUAGUGACUUCCUGCAGGAUGUCCACAUCUUCAGUGGCUCCCCUCAGAAAUGGUCUGACUUUGAGAUUCCAGGUGACACCCUGUACUACAAGUUUACGUCAGACAUGAGCAACACAGAGUGGGGCUACAAGUUCACGAUUACAGGAGGUCACAGGGGUCGCUUUCAGACAGGUUUUGAGAUCCUGAAGCAAAUGUUGACUGAUGACCAAGUGCUCAGUCAGCUGCCAUUGGCUGACAUCUGGGAGUGGCAAGUGGGUGUGGCCUGUCGCCAAACGGGGAACCAGAGACUCAAAGCUAUUCACUUGUUGCUCCGUCUCCUGCAGUGCCAAUCCCAUGCAGCCUAUGUGCUGACCCUGCUUCGACCUCUGUGGCAGCUCUUUAUGUCCAUGGAAAACAGCUUGAGCCAGGACCCUACCAGCAUCACCGUGCUGCUGCCUCUUCACAGAGCUCUCACAGAACUCUUCUUCAUAGCAGAGGCGCACGCCAUUACGCAGGGAAUCCUCCAGGAGUACUUGUUAGCAAUGACCACUGAUGAGCAACUCCUAAAUCACACGGCAUUGGCUCUGAAGAACAUCGCUGCCAUCAGCCUGGCUAUCAAUUACCCCAAUAAAUCCACCAAGCUGCUCAACGUGUCCACAUGAGAGAUUCGGAGGCAGAGCGGCCCGAGAGGGAUCACGCAACUUGACCAUGAAGGGUGAGGGAGAAAGCGCUCCCCCUGAAGCAGCCGGUGCUUUUUUUUCUUUUUCCUGUGACAGGGAAGCUACUGGCGGCUCUCGGCAGCACUCUGGACUUGAGCUGCUGCAAGCGACUCAAAAGAGCACCUUUUACACUUACUCACGAUCCCCUUUGCCUUAGGUGAAGCCCCCACGUCUGCACCUGCAUUCACAUGGAGAUAUUGUGGGGUCCUGUUUUUUUAUUUUUAAUUAUGUAUUUUUUUACUGGACAACGAUGCUGUGCUGAAGGACUCGGAGUUUGCCAAAUUCCCAACUGUCAAGAAAACACGUUACCCUUUUGCCUGUUUUUAUUUAAUCCGCAACAAGAGCCACCCCAGGGUUAUGCAGUUGAGCGCCAUGAAAACGGGUCACACAAACGCCUUAGUUGCCUCAGCGGACAUGCACAACAUCCUAAAAUACUGUCCGGGACAGUGAAGUCUUAUUUGCCGUCCCGGGGGGGGGGAAGCUGAGGUAUUUCCUUUUCUCCUACGCCAUGUUCUUUCUUUUCCAGGCAACUGUCACACAAGAGAACUACCGUAGUAUCUCGAGGCUGGCGGCGGCGGCGGCAGCUCAUGUUCCAGGAUAUAAUCAGUAUCUCUAAAACAAGUACGUGUGCCAGAUAAACUUGAUGCCAUAGCUAUUGUCUUGAAGGGAAGGGGGGUGGGUUAGCAUUGCAGCUGAGGGAAAACAGAGCAUCGUGUGUCUCAUCACUUUAUUACCGCGUCUUUCGUCACGCAACAGUUAUGUCAUUUCAUGGGAACGCAUGACACGACAAGAAAAAACAACUCCUAAAUGCCUUUAUUUUUAGCCACAGACUUUAUUUAUUGGUGUUUUAUUUGUACCUAAAGUUUGACAUUACAGAAUACAGUAGAUCCCUGCCCAGCAAUCCAGUAGUCUUACUUGUUCACUCAACAUUUUCCAGCAGGAUGACGACUUGUCAAGACGUGAUGUUGUGUAAAUGCAAUGCUGUAUACUGACUGCAUGCCUGUAAUGGUUUCUUUAUGCGGAAAACUCAAUUUCAUCGCAGUGAGAGGUUAUAGUGUUUAGAGCUGCAACUGUUCGAUUGAUCCACGAUUAAUCGAUUUAUCCAAUUAAUCGACAAUUGUUUCAGUAUUGGAUUAAUCGCUUUUUUAUGUAAAAAUGUAAUAUCCUUUGUUUUCAGUCCCAAAUGAGAAUUAAAAAAAAACAAAAAACUUCCUUAGCCAUUCAUGAAAGCAGACCUAUUAUCUAGACCAAGGGUCACCAACGUGGUGCCCGCGGGCACCAGGUAGCCCCCCACGACCACAUGAGGUGCCCGCAAGGCUGCUUUUCAUUCAGGUUUUCAGUCAAUAAUGAAAGAACAAUAGAAAGAAAUGCAUUCUGAAAUACAAAAUGUGACUUGUGGACACCAGCAUUUUGUUCAUGUUCUGGUAAAACAAGCAUAUUCGCUUUGUUUGGCUUUAAAAUAAGCUCUGAAAAUAAAUGUUACAAAAAUGAGUAGCUCUUGGCCAUUUUCAUUUUGUAAAAGUAGCUCUCACAAGGAAAAACGUUGGUGACUCCUGAUCUAGACAUUCACACAGAAAACAGUGAUCGACAUUUUUGCUUCAUUUCUGCUUUGUUGUGGGCCAAACCACUAACUGUUGUGGUUUGGUUUAAGUUGGUUUGUGUUGUUGAUUAAUCGAAACAAGCUUCGGAUUAAUCGGCUAAGAGUUGCAGCCCUACUACGAUUUAGAGCAGGGAUUCUCAACCGGUGGGUCGGGACCCAAAAGCGGGUCACCGGUCUUUGCCUGGGGGGCAAUAAUAUAACAAGCCAAUGCACCUGGUGUUCUUGUCUCGUUACGCCGAGUGUGGACUUAACAUGCCGUCCGUCCGACACACAGCUGCAGAUAUCUGCUGGAGAAGAGCGCAUUAUAAAAAGCUAUAUAUGUUGUGUUGCAAACAGUCCCUUUUAAAUGUAAGAUAUUUGAGAAGUUUGAGUUGUAAAAUUUCCGCAAGGGGAUCUACUGUAUUGUGCAUCGCGCCUCACGGUGCCCUUGUGGUUGGCACGUCAGCCUUCGGGUUGGAAACUCUAUCGGGACAUCUCUGUGCGGAGUUUGCUUGUUCUCCCCAUGCGAGCGUGGGUUUUCGCCGGCUUCUUCCCACAUUCCAAAAAAAAAACAUGCAUGUUGGCUAAUUGAAGACUCUAAUGGUUGUUUGUCGAUGUGACUGACUGGUGACCAGUCCGGGCCGUACCUUGCCACUGUACCCUCAGAUGGCAUCGCUCACCCAUGACCCUACUGAGGACAAGCGGUAUAGAAGGAUAGAUAUACAGAGGUCUUGGCUUUUAAAAAUAAGGGACAGUCUUUCCUUCAUAUUGUGAGUGUUGGUAUGAAGAGUCGCAGUUGAACAUAAGCGGCGGACGUGUAAAUCGAAGAAUUGGAUGGAUGAUUUUAAUACCUCAUCUUAUGAAGAUCUUGUGUGUGAUGCUUCCUUUCAAGGUGUCGUUCAGUCACCUCGCCAAUGCCACAUUUGAUUUGCCAAAUACACAGUCCCGGGCACUUUUGUGUUGUUUUGGGGCACAUUGAUGAUGGUGUUGCUUUCCAGCUGUUUAUUGGUCAUCAUUUAAAAUGCAGAGAAAUCAUGUUAGUUUAUACCAAAGACAAUGACCACUGUAAACAUCUCUCUGUUGAUCACAUAUCACAUGAGUAAAAGAGCCUGAGCAGGAGGAACUUUCAUAGCUACUUCUGUCUUUCUUAUUACGUUUUAUUCAGCAGGAGAGCUAAGUCCUUUUGUUUACACCCACGUGAGCUUGAGGAAAAAUGUAUGGAAGCCCAAUACCCCAAUAGUAAUUCAUAAUUAGGAGACAAAAAGUGCAAAUUAUAACACAAGAAAGUCACAAUUAUGUGAUUUAAAACUCAAAAUUAGCAGAUAAAAAGUUUAAAUUAUGAGAUAAAAAGUAACUAUUAGCUAAAAAGUCAAAAUUAUGAGAGUCAUUAUGAGAUAAAAACUCUAAAUUAUUAGAUAAAAAGUUGAAAUUAUGAGAAAGCAAUAAUUAUGAGAUAAAAAGUUGAAAUUACGAGAUAACGUAAUAAUUAUGAGAUAAAGUUGGAACUGAGAUAAAAAGUCAUAACUAUGAAAUAAAGUCAAAAUUAUGAGUCAUAACUAUGUGAUUAAAAAAUCAAAAUUAUUAGAUAAAGAGAGGUCAUAAUUAUGAAAUAGGAAAACCAUAAUUAUGACAUAAAAACUCAUAAUUAUGAGGUAAAAUGUUGAAAUUAUGAGAUAAAAAGUCAAUGAAACUGUGCAUGUGCCGAGGGCCAUGUGACCAAGGCUCCAAUGAAGAAGGUGACAUAAUUACCUCAUGAUUAUGACUUUUUGCGACUUUUAUCUCGUAAUUUUGACUUUUUAUCUCCUAAGUAUGACUUUCCUAUCUCAUAAUUAUGACUUCCCAUUGGGAUGUUAUUUUUCCUUUCAGUGGCGGAAACGGGCUUCCAUAAAAAUGAGACAGGAAGAAGUGAAACCUCUAAAACGCCUCAACAGUCUACAACGUGCCUAAGAUGAACAAUGAAGCAAUCAUAAUUCAAGUCCAGUUUAUUCAUUUAAUUUCUAAGAUGAAAUCUAUUGUUUUCAUUUGUAGUUUUUGCAAGUUUUUUAAAAUUUUGUUUCCCUUUUGGUCACGGAUGCUGGAGUCAUUUGAAUGUACAUACUGUAUCUUGUGUACUAAUAAAUGCAUAGGAGAACGACAUCAACAUUAGUGGGCACUAACAGAUGGACACUUGGAGUCUGGUUUUGUAUGCAUGCCAGAGUGAAGGCAACAAGUACAUGGGUUGAUCCGUUUCUAAUAAAAUAGAAAUGACACCAAUACAGCUUCAGCUCUGCUGCUUCUUUUUGACCUCCGCCAAGCGCAGCGCGGAGGUUAUGUUUUUGUUUGUUUUUCUGUUUGUGUUCAGAAUAACUUGAAAAGUUAUCAAUGGAUUUGGAUGAAAUUUUCAGGAAUUGUCGGAACUGAUUACAUUUCGGGGGUGAUCCGGAUCACCGUCCGGAUGCAGGACUUUUUGAAAGGAUUCUUUAACAUGGCGAGAUGGGACCAUUUUCAGCAUUUGUGCAUGUAACCCCACAAAAAAUGGUCAGAGCACUUAUACAGGACAAGUUUCCAACAGGUUCUGGGAGGAAGGAGGGUCAAGAGUAAACGUACUUAUUAGGAAAAAAGUUGUAAAUUUAUGAGAAAAAAAUCGUAAUAUUAUGAGAAUAAAGUCGUAAAUUUAUUAGAAAUUGAUUUUUCACCCGAAAUGAACCGAACCACGACCUUAAAGCCGAGGCACGUACCGUGACGGUGAUUAUGGCGUACCGUUACGCACACACACACACACACACACACACACACACGGCAUGUUAUGAUCAGGCUUACCCUGCACUGUAAGAAAACUACACCCGAAGCAACUAAAAAAAAAAUAUCACACAGAACAUGAAAUUGCCUCGGUUCUCUACUCUCACCCGCUGCACGCUGUGCUUUUUACAUGACUCUCCAUGCACUCCCUGUAAACUGGGGGCUCGGACAGUGCCGAGGAAGGUAAUGAUGAUCACUGGGGCGGUAAUGACAUCAAAUGGAGGAAAUACUCAAUAAAGCGGCAGAUGAUUCAGUGACCCCUCAGUGCCUCACUGGAGCUCCCACUCUGGCACGAGUCAGCUCUCCCUUCUCUGACGGUCUGCCCUAGUGGUGUCAUUAAAAGAAAAUAAAAGUAUUUUGUUAUCGUGCUGACUUUGAGGCCGGUAUAUCAAACAGAACCAUUGAUUUAUUUGCACGGCGCGUGCUCACCUUCGUGUUUAGCCAUGAGUUAUUUUUGGAAUUCAGUCAUGUUUCUCACCUCAAGUCUCUGCUUUUUACUUUUGAUCACAGCUGCAGAAUAACCCAAAAUGGAGCUGAAGCAUUUUGUUAAAGAAGGUGAGAAACACUGUUGAAUUCAAGAAAUAACUCAUGGCAAAACCGGAAGGUGGUGUCCCUGUUGAUCUUGCUGCCGCAUUGUCUUUUGUCAAAAAUCACGUCUUCAAUGAAGGUAAACGUAACCUGAGAUGUCCAUUUAUCCCUUUCAUUGGUUGUUUUUAUGCAUUUUGGAUUGUUUCAUAUAUGUAAAUCUAUAAUUGUAAAACUAUGUUGUGUAUUAACAUUUUUGAGACUUUUGGCAUGAAUGUGCCAAUUGUCUCAGAAGUUAAUCAUUCAAAUUAUGGUUUCCAAAUGCCCAGUGUCUUUCUUUACUUAUUGGAUUGUUAAAC